Penicillium manginii is the source of this 1776-nucleotide messenger RNA. RefSeq lists its product as uncharacterized. The coding region runs from base 1 to 1776 and encodes 591 amino acids. Lineage: Eukaryota; Fungi; Ascomycota; Eurotiomycetes; Eurotiales; Aspergillaceae. The record is from RefSeq and is a predicted model, not a curated record. The transcript has a single exon.
AUGUCAGGCUCUCCUGUUCCUCCUGUUCCACUUUCUUUUAUUGACGCGCUGUACGUCUCUAAAGUCGAAUGCCCUCUUUAUGACCACUUCGUCAAUCCUCCCCAGAUAUGGUUUUCCUCCGGAGAAAGCCGUGUCUGGUAUUCACUGGGAGGCGCAACCAAAGCCACACCUGUCGCCAUUUACAGCACCACUGCCUUUCGCGUAGUACUGGCGGCAGUUUCUUUGGGGCCCAUCCAAGCCCUCACAGCUCCUCUGACGCUUGUAGGAAAGGCAGGGGAAUGGACAGUCUUCAAUUCGCAAAAGAAAAAGACAAUCACAGAUCUGGUGAAGGAUCUUGUUGUUAAUCAACCCACCAUUAAUGGUACAGCCAAGCCUUUACCAUGGGGGCUGAGUUCAGACGUCACCUGGACACUGAGCGGUAAUGACCCAAAGCAGCCUACCUACACAUGCGAGACUGAGACAGAAGUCUAUGUCUUCCCACCCAGCCUGCCCAAUUAUGUUGUCCGAGGUGGACUCCCUGUGCGACUUCUAUCACUCAACGCUUUGUGGCCCGAAUGGAUGCGUAGCGCAGCUACCGAUUGGGUCACAUUUAUCGUUAAUGCAAUAUUCAAUGACCCGCGCCUGGAGUAUGAAACGUGGAGCGGGUCUUCCAAGUACACAAGCGGCAUCAUCACAGGUCUCGCAUCUGAUCUUGCAAAUGAUAGGGGUCUGGAGCUGUGGCUUGAUCUUUGGCUCACCGAUAUGCUGGGUCUCAACGGUGUCAAGACACAGAUGAACUGCUAUGAUCUAGCAUGUCUUGUGCAAGUCUUAGUCUCUCUCGGAACCGACGCUGUGACUGGGAAGGUCCGCGCAAAAUUCAUGAGGCCGUAUGGAUAUAUCAAAGAUACCAAGCUCAUUGGGAGGAUCGAUCCGCGUAGGGACCCGACAGGCAAGCCAGUCAAUCCGCAAAACUUGUGCAAUAACCCUUUCUACGGUAACAAUGGAUACGCCAAAGAUAUGCUAGUUGACAGAAAUAACAACAUCAGGUCAGCAUUUGGCAAUCAUUUAUUCGUCACAAUUGAGAGAGCAGGAGAAACAUACGUCCUGGAUGCCUGCUGCGGCCCUCAAACCGGCACCAUCAAAUUGCAGAAUUAUCCAGCCGAGGCCAUCGAUACUCGCAGCGAUAACAGAGGCAGGCCCGGAACUCUCUUCGACAUUAUAGAUGGCGUCGGCGUAAACCAUCUUAUCGUUUCUCGCGCCCUUGGAAGAGUCAACCCUCCACCCAGUUCCGCUCUUCUGAUCGACCAGGUGACCCAACUGGACCCAACUGGGACAUGGAACACGCCGUUCUUUGCGUCCCCAGCUCAGAAUUAUUCCAUUUCUGCAACCUGGACUUUGAUUCCAACCGGAUAUCCAGGAAAAACCAUCAAUAUUGAUGUGUUUCGGUAUGAGGAUGCCUACAUUCCGCGCCGUGUGACGACCGUGCAAGACGCAUACGCCAUGCGUGUUGCGACUAUUAGAGACCAGUGGGUCGUUGAGACGUCAAACGAAGGUAAGAGUGAUGGUGUCACAGGAAGCAUUCGCAUUUUUUGCAAUCCGUCUGCGGGAUAUCUGGCCGUUAUCAGGUCGACCGAGCUCAAAACGGUCGACACAGCGACGCUGAAGGCUCAAUUUAAGAUUCUUUUGGACACGAGCAUGAUCCCAACGGGGCAGACGUGGAUCCAGAACAUCAACACCGACAAGAGUCUUCCGAUCAAAGUCAAUCAAUCAUUUAUUAUUACUAUAACCGUGAGCUGA